Ordospora colligata OC4 is the source of this 1764-nucleotide messenger RNA. RefSeq lists its product as uncharacterized. NCBI's taxonomy places the organism in Eukaryota, Fungi, Microsporidia, Ordosporidae. The record is from RefSeq and is a predicted model, not a curated record. Gene Ontology annotation, biological process: lipid metabolic process. The transcript has a single exon. The coding region runs from base 1 to 1764 and encodes 587 amino acids.
AUGGAGAUCGACCUAAAUAUUGCAGAUAUUGAGGCUUCUAAAGAUACAUAUGACUUCCUGUUAUUGGCAUAUGAUGAUAAAGAAGUGAUGGUUGAGAGGAGCAUAACGAUAGUUUUCAAGAGGUUUCACGAUACGAUAAUCGGUGAAAGUAGGAUUAUGUUGAUGAAGAAAUCGUUUCCAUGGGAUGUUUGCAACGGAGUUGUUUUACUGAGCAACUCUUUUCUGAGGCAUGGCGAGGAGGGAUGCGAGUAUACAUCAGAGAUAUUGCAUGGAAAAUACCAUGACAAGGUAAAUAGUUAUGAUGUGUAUAAAAGAGAGGUUGUUGGUGCAGUAAGGUAUUGGUUUUCGAGACGGAUAUGUGAAAGCAACGAGUUGAGCAGCGGGACAAGUGACGAAGGAUUUGUUAAGAAGAUGUUUGAGUAUUUCAUGAGUGAUGACAAAGCAGGAGCAAUUAUUAGCAUUAAGAAGCUGAUGGACUAUAUCAACAGCGGAAGCAAUAGCUGCAAGAUAAGUAUCUUUUUUGGAGGGAUCCUUGUUGAAAAAUCGAUGUCAGAUAUGAAUGCAAGGUUCACAAGGAAUGUUGAUUUGGUUCUUGAGAAGAGUGAGGAGAAUCUUCCAAAGAUGUUUGAGUCUUUCUAUAUUGAUGAAGUGGGCAAUUUACCUGAUGAGUAUGGAAAUAAAUGCAGAAGAAACCCACUGUUCAAAAUAAGUAUGAAUGAGUACGAUAGACAUCGAGAGGAUAGACCGAUGUGUAUGUCGAAUAUCCUUUCUAGUGAUGGAUACAUAGUAUGUGAUAUGGAUAUCCUGCGUGGAAUCAAAAGACUGUUAUAUUUUACAGUGUGCUCUUAUGCAAUUAGUUGGCCUGGGAUGUUCUUGAAACCUCAGGCACAGGUUGAUAAUAAUAUACAAGUAGACCGAAGAGCUGUGCUGAGGAUUCUUGGGAUAGAUGACUCUGACCUAAUGAAGGUAUGCUUGGAUGUAUCUGAGGUGGUGCAGCAUGUUGUAUUCUAUGAUAGAGAGCAUAUGAGAAUGGUAAUCUCAUUCAAAGGGACUACGAACUCUGAGGAUGCAAUAGAAGACAUAAACUGUGAAUACACGAGAUUUAGUAAUGGAUUUGCACACAAUGGAUUUUUAAGGCUUUCGAUGCUAUUUAUCAAUAGUCACAUUGAUGCAAUCAAGCAGAUGCUGGAAGCGAUGAAUUGUAAUAGACUUUUAUUAUCUGGACAUUCGCUUGGUGGAGCGAUUGCAGUGAUGACUAAAAUAAUUGUAGAGGAGAAGAAAUUACUAUCUGGAGUGAAUGUGGAGGCAAUGGGGUUUUCAGCACCACCGGUUGUGUCUGAGGAGAUAGCAAGCAGAUACACGGAUGGGAUUGCGGUGAUAAACUAUGGAAAUGAUAUUAUUCCGAGGAUGAGCUUUGGAAGCAUUCUUGACCUGAAGUUUCUGUGUUGCUCAAUAGGCAAGAGGUAUGGGCCGUUUGACUUUGGUAAAAGCAUUGAGAAGGAUAUUGAUGCAGUGGCUGAGCACCUUGGAACAACAAGGAUGCACCCGAAGCUGUACUUUGCAGGAGAGAUUGUGCAUUUGAAGAGGAUCAGAUGCUCACUUGAUGAGAAUGAAAGCCCGAUUGUUGUGUUUAAGAAGGUGAGUAUGAGUUUCUUUGAGAGCAUUGUGUUGAUAAAGCAUGCACCGAAGCACCACAUGGUAAGCCAUAUUGAGAGUGUGAUUGAUGAAGGAAUCGAGGUUCUUGAAAGGAAGCAUGACGCAUGA